AUGGUGGAAUUGGCUGCAAAACAAGACGCAAUUCUGGAGUCCAAAGCGAACAAGAAGCGCCUCUCGCUUGGUGGGCAGGGCCGCCAUGAGCUUAUGCCAUUUGCCAAGGACCUGAACGCGUUCAUGAAUGAAGUUCACGAUCAAGAACACCACCUCACCCACACCCACCUCAUCACCUACAUGAAGACUCAUCACCAGCACUGGUUGACCGACAACCUUUCCGCCAAGAAGACGGAAGACCGUGCCUACCACAUCAAGCAAGGCGAGUUACGUGAGAUCCAUGACAAGUUCGCAUCUGACUUUUGGGCCAAGUUUGCGUCAACCGCCCAUGCUGACAUCAUCUAUGUUGACGAGACGUCGGUGUACUAUGACAUGCCACCUGGCAAGACUAUUGCCAAGGUCGGGGGAUCGUCCAAGGUUGACAGGUCUCAAAAGCACUCCAACCAAAUGACAGCCGUUAUAUCGAUCCGGUGGAACGGCGAUAAGCUGCCAAUUCUCUUCGUCCUGAAGGGAAAGCCGGGUGGUGAUAUCGAACGCUAG
Messenger RNA from Aphanomyces astaci, 540 nucleotides. RefSeq lists its product as hypothetical. The transcript is spliced from 3 exons. NCBI's taxonomy places the organism in Eukaryota, Oomycota, Saprolegniomycetes, Saprolegniales, Verrucalvaceae. The record is from RefSeq and is a predicted model, not a curated record. Bases 1 to 540 code for a protein of 179 amino acids.